Malaya genurostris is the source of this 2777-nucleotide messenger RNA. RefSeq names its product LMBR1 domain-containing protein 2 homolog. Bases 1 to 2112 code for a protein of 703 amino acids. The record is from RefSeq and is a predicted model, not a curated record. The transcript has 2 exons. Gene Ontology annotation, cellular component: membrane. NCBI's taxonomy places the organism in Eukaryota, Metazoa, Arthropoda, Insecta, Diptera, Culicidae.
AUGGCCUAUUUAUUGGCAUUUUCAAUAUGCUUAGCGUUGCUGUUAGCGUCGAUUUCCCUGUACCGAUACGGGUGCAUCCAGCGGCAGCACCCUCUAGUUACUUUCUCAGUGCUGACGGCAUGGAGUUUUUCAUUUUUAAUCGUCUUCACCAUCCCACUAGACGUAACUUCGACUGUUUACAGACAAUGCAUCCUUGAAUACAACACAACGAAAUCUGCAACUGUUGUUACUGGAGACGGUAAUGGAAGCACAUGUCAACGUCCGUGGGGAAUGGUAGAAGAGGAAGUGUUUCCGAAUCUCUGGCGUAUCAUUUACUGGUCAUCGCAGUUUUUAACCUGGUUGAUCAUGCCACUGAUGCAAUCAUACUUGAAGGCCGGUGAUUUUACUAUUAAAGGGAAACUCAAAUCCGCCUUGGUUGACAACGCAAUUUACUACGGAUCGUACCUAUUUAUCUGCGGUAUUCUAUUGAUAUAUCUCGCUUUACAACCCGGAAUCUCUCUGGACUGGCAAAAGUUAAAGGCCAUAGCAUCGUCCGCAUCAAAUACAUGGGGUUUGUUCUUGUUAGUGUUACUCCUAGGUUACGCUCUCGUGGAAGUCCCUCGUGGAUUAUGGAACAACUCAAAACCUGGAUUUACGUUACAAUAUGCCUAUUUCAAAUUAUCGAAACUAAGCACCGAAAAAGCGGAAGCAGAAGAGCACGUUGAUGAUGUUUUGGAAAGCCUGUUGUCGGCUAGUCGAGCCAUUCCUACGAGACACGAGCUCCGACCGGCUCUAGAGACUAUCUUACGAAAAGUCCCUACUGAGUUGAUGGAACGUGCUCGUCGCAUCAGUCGAGAUGACGGAUCACCGGUGGCCGUCCCUUCGGAAAAAGCGUUAGUUAGACUACACCGGCAGGUUAUUAAAUCUUUGCAAACUUUUCAGCGGACGGAAGCACUGUGGAAUGUUCAGGUCAACAAAGUUCUUCAUCUGGAAGAUGUAGCAAAGAAUGCCGUUUCUUUGGAUCAUCGGUUCAAAAUGGAAUUUCCAAGAAAUCGUACUGGUCUCACGAGAGCGAUUUACAGUCCAACCGCCGAAUGGUACUGGGAAUGUGUUAUGAAAGCCCCGUUUCUCAAAGCACUUGCCAUAAUAACAGGAUUUUUGUCGUUUACCGUCGUUUGGAGUGAGCUAACCUUUUUCAAUCGGGAGCCAGUUCUCUCCAUUUUUGCUAACGUACUGGAGAUAGCCAAGGAGAACUAUGAUUUUGUUACAAUCGAAUUGUUUUCGAUGGUGACACUGUGCUAUCUCUGUUACUGCGCCUACUCCACAGUGUUUCGUAUCAAAUUUUUAAACUUGUACUAUUUGGCUGCACAUCACCAGACUAAUGAAUACAGUCUGAUAUUUAGUGGUAUGUUACUUUGUCGUUUGACACCGCCCAUGUGCUUAAACUUCCUAGGUAUGAUUCACAUGGACUCGCACAUCAUAAAGGAACGCAUCCAGGAGACGCAUUAUACUCAGAUCAUGGGUCACAUGGACGUGUUGGGAAUUAUUUCCGACGGAUUCAACAUAUAUUUCCCUAUGGUGAUGCUUGCCUUCUGUUUGGCCACCUGGUUCUCGUUGGGUAGUCGCGCUUUGAAUGCUCUCGGUUUUCAGCAAUUCAUGCUCAAUGAAACCAUUGCCACCGAAUUGGUUCAGGAGGGCAAGGAUUUGAUUGUGCGGGAAAAAAGAAAGCGCCAACGGGCUGAAGAUGCGAUCGCGCGACGGCGAGAUAAUAUUCUCAGCAAUUUAGGUCGAGAUGCUGGGUUAGCGGGAAAUAGCGGUGGAAACGGAGGUAGUAGUAGUGGCGUAGGAAAUAUACUAGCAAAAUACAAAUCAAGGAAUUUAGAUUCGGCUACCGGGACGGUCGGUCCUAAUGACGAUCUAGUGAGACAUGGUGAUCGACUUGACUAUAGUACCAAUGGCCGGAGAGGAACUGAUCUGAAUCGAUCGUUGUCGGAGGAGAUCAACGAGCGAUUCGGGGUUAGCACGAACGUCACCGUUGGAUUUAAAGGCUAUAGCGAAUUCGGUGACGAUGAUGACGAAAUAGGCAACAGAAGUGGAGGAGCUGCUCCUCGUGGGUUCUUCGAUGAUGUCUAGAGUGGUGAGUUUUAGGCGAGUGCAUUUUAGUUUUACAGCAGUGGUGAUACUAAGUUAAACAUUAUAAAUAUAUUUUACGUUUUUGAUGUACCUAAUCUAUCUACAUUUGAAUCAAUUGCCAGCCACUAGCAUAAAUUCCAAUAGUAAAAAACGCUAAAAUAAAUGCUGGGAAAAUUUUGAUGAAUAUGAUUUAUGUGAAUAAAACUCCACUGUGUUUUUAAAGUCGAGAUAUCAGUGGGUUUGAAUAAUGUCCAUUGAAUCCAUUAAUAUUAACAAAAUCCAUGGAGACAAGAACAUUGUUUAUCCGAGUGAUGUACUAAAAACCCUUUGUACUGUACUAUAAUGGGUAGUUCAGCGUAAAUGAAAGAAAUUAAUACUAAAAGACAAAAGAUCAGAGCGGUAAUCACCCAAAACAAAAAAAAAACAAUAUUAAAUAACUUAUCCGUAGUUUACCUACAUUUACUGUGCUACACAAAUAUGUGCACCUCAAUCAAGAAAUAAAGAAAUUGUGCUAUUGAUAGUAUAUCUAGAGCACGUGUCCCUGUACUAAAAAUGUUUACCAUAUAGCUACACUAUACCUAACACGUUGCAUGAUAUAAUAAUGCGUAGCAUGUAUAUGAUCAACAAGCAUGUAAAAUUCUUUAAUAAAGCGCAAAUGGUAGAAA